CGGGGCAUGACUGACGUACCCGGGCGAUAAAGAAGCCUCUGCCGGGGACUUCCACGAAAUGAAAACGUCUUAUUUUCUAACCAAGUUUUCCUUUCCAAAAUACAUAUUCUCCUUUCUAACUUCCUCUUUUUUAAUUGAAUCUUCAGAUCUUACUUAACGAUCUUGAACUAGCAAAAGAUUUCCCCAAUUAUACUUUUUCUUGUGCUAUUUCUCUAAAUUAGGUGCCCACGGAAUAAACAAUGCCAAGUUAUAAAUAAGAGCUUCCAUCACAUAAUUUAUUGCAAAACCAAAUAAGUCACCAAAAAAAGAAGUAAGAGAUAGAUGGAAUGGGAAUGGAGCUAUCUGUUUUUUUCUUCAAUCAUCUUGUUAUCAGUUUUCGUUCUAUUUUUUUCUCAGAAAACGACUACUAAAUGUUCUUACAAAUUACCUCCAGGACCACCUGGAUUACCAAUUUUUGGUAACAUGUUUGAACUAGGAACAGAGCCAUACAAAAAUAUGUCAGUUCUAAAACAGAAAUAUGGCCCUGUUUUAUGGUUAAAACUUGGCACCUCAACAAACAUUAUGGUUGUUCAAACAGCUCAGGCUGCUGCAGAACUAUUCAAGAAUCAUGAUACUUCCUUCGCAGAUCGACCAAUAAUCGAUGUAAAUUCAGCACACAAUUUCUAUCAAGGGUCUUUGGCUAUAGGCCGAUAUAGCCCCUUUUGGCGGUUUCAAAGGCGGAUAUGUACUGUGGAAAUGUUUGUACACAAAAAGAUCAAUGAAACAGUGCCAGUAAGGCGAAAAUGUGUGGAUAAUAUGUUAAAAUGGAUAGAGAAAGCAGCGAAUUCUGCUGAAAAAGGAAGUGGGAUUGAGGUAACGCGUUUUGUGUUCCUAGCAUCGUUUAAUAUGCUAGGGAAUUUAAUUCUGUCGAAAGACUUGGCUGAUCCAGAAUCCAAGGAGGCCUCAGAUUUCUUCAGUGCCAUGAAGGGAAUCAUGGAGUGGACAGGUAUUACUAAUAUUUCUGAUAUAUUUCCAUUUCUUAGAAAGUUCGAUUUACAAAAUUUGAGGAAGAAGAUGACGCGAGACAUGGGGAAGGCCAUGGAAAUCGCGUCUAUGUUUCUCAAGGAACGCGAGGAAGAACGAAAGAAAGGUACAGAGAAGGGGAAAGAUUUCUUGGAUGUGUUGCUUGAAUUUGAAGGCACUGGAAAAGAUGAACCAGCUAAAUUAUCAGAACACGAGAUCAAAGUAUUAAUAGUGGAAAUGUUUUUAGCUGGCUCAGAGACGACGAGCAGCAGCGUAGAAUGGGCACUAACAGAGCUUUUGCGCCAUCCACAAGCAAUGGCCAAUGUGAAAACAGAGAUAUCAAAAGUCGUAGGACCAAACAGCAAGUUUGAAGAAAGUGACAUCGAAAAGCUUCCUUAUAUGCAAGCUGUAAUCAAAGAAUCGCUUCGUUUACAUCCUCCUCUACCUUUCUUGAUCCCAAGAGAGACAAUUCAAGACACCAAGUUCAUGGGAUACGACAUACCAAAAGGCACUCAAGUCCUCGUAAAUGCCUGGGAAAUUGGAAGAGACCCUGAAUGUUGGGACGACCCUAUGAAUUUCAAACCUGAGAGGUUUCUUGGGUCGAAAAUAGACGUGAAGGGUCAGCAUUAUGAGCUAAUUCCAUUUGGUGCUGGACGGAGGAUGUGCGUUGGCUUGCCUUUAGGCCAUCGCAUGAUGCAUUUCGCUCUUGGAUCGUUGCUUCAAGAAUUCGAAUGGGAGCUUCCUGAUGGUGUCUCCCCCAAAUCAAUUAAUAUGGAUGAAAGCAUGGGAAUAACAGCCAGAAAACGCGACUCUUUGAAAGUCAUACCAAAAAAGGCUUAACUACUUAUCGUAUAGUUAUUAAAUGCAUAUUUUUCUUCGUAAUACUAAGUAUUUGUAGUGUUUGUCAAAUAAGACUAUAAUUUGGAGAAAUUGAUAUAUGAAUGUCCAUCCGAAUUUAUGAAUCUUUACAAGGAGAUGGAGCAACUUGUGAGUAUCUGUUAAGACUUUUUUAUUAUUUAAAGUGGGAUUUAAUUAAUAUUAAUAUAGAAUUCAUAGUUUAUAG
Molecule: messenger RNA, 2065 nt
Organism: Solanum dulcamara
Lineage: Eukaryota; Viridiplantae; Streptophyta; Magnoliopsida; Solanales; Solanaceae
Product: cytochrome P450 76A2-like
Exons: 2
Coding region: 322-1842 (506 amino acids)
Molecular function (GO): oxidoreductase activity, acting on paired donors, with incorporation or reduction of molecular oxygen; iron ion binding; heme binding
Source: RefSeq, a predicted model, not a curated record